GCCUCUUACGUCUGACGUCACUCGCCCAGCACACCCCGCUACUUCCUAUGCCAUGCCAGAUUCAGCUCAACCUGUAUCCUGACUGGAAUAGUGAUUAGAAAACAGCGCUUUUUCUAUAUGAGACACGGACACAUUUAUGGACACACAGACGGCGGGAGAACAAGUUUUUAUAAAGUGACGCGAACCGGUUGGGUGACGACAGACCACAGUCGAUUCCGGUAGUACAGAUUUCAGUGCGGAUAAAACUCUUCAUUUCAACCUUGUUGCUGCAGUCAAUCACGAAACGGAAAGAUAACAUGACAUAGUGUCGUAUAUUUAUUCAUAUACAUGAGCAGUUGGGUUUUCCGCUACUUUUUUGUUUUGGAAUGACGUCACAUUUCUAGGUGCGUGACGUCAGUGUAUUCAGGACACCUUCGUAAAGACAAACUGCAUUACCCGACACGGUGUGGGUGUUUUAGGGGUAUCAUGGGUAAGUUCCUGUUAUUUACGUCUUAGAUGAUAUCAUGAGGACGUAAUGAGCAGUCUUACCAAAAAGACACGUUUUACUGAUGCCGCAAACCGGCUGUCCUUUGACAACAAACCCUUGUUUGAUGAUGCCCUCCUCGGACUCUACAACGAGUCCAUUUGCGAAGGAAUCUAUACCACGCAGUCAGAUUUGGAUGGGCAUCCAUUGCCACAGGACAACAUGACCCUGAGACUCCGGGACCCUUUAGAUAACAAGGGCCCCGCUUCAGACCCUACAUGCAACAUGGACCCCAGCAAAAGCCCUGUUUCCGAUGACAUCCACACCAGCAAUAUAAGCCCAGCAGACUACCUCAAUAACAGCGUGGGUCCGGACGUCCGGAAAGGGAACCGCUCCAGCUGUCCCAGACACCGUUUCGAAGUGACCACAGAGCUUGGACCUGAAGAAGUGAGAUGGUUUUACAAGGAGGACAAAAAAACGUGGAAGCCCUUCAUGGGACACGAUUCUCUCCGAAUAGAAAUGAUUUACCGCAGAUUCUACGAGAGCCACGGUGCAGAGGAGAUGCCCAGAGAUGGAGGUGAACAGGAGCCGGCUGGGUCCAGAGCAUUAAUGGAGACGUCUGUUUCCACUGAGAACAUGACUGUUGAUGCGGUGUGUGUUCGAGGAGGACUGUAUGAAGUGGACGUUAAAAAUAAAGAGUGUUCGCCGGUAUACUGGAACCAACAGGAUGGUAUCCCCGUCAUGAGAGGCCAGUGGUUCACUGAUGGCACGUGGACCCCUGUAGAAGAAGAUGAGAGCGACCUCAUUGAGAAAGAACACCUGGCUUGUUUCAAAGGGGAACAGUUACAGGACGGUUUUGAGACGGACGUGCUGACCAGGACCGUGGACAAGCAGGAUGUUUUGUCCCACCUCCCCCCAUUCUACCUUCCCUUUCUGUUCAAAUGGAGCGGAUAUCAGGCUGGUGCUAAAGGUCACAAGAGAAAGAGAUGUCAAGCCAUUCACAGCCUGCAGCUGAGCAACAAUCAUGUGGACUGGUACAGCACCGAUGAGGUGUAUCUGUAUAGUGACGCCACUACAUCUAAGAUCGCUCGCACCGUCACACAGAAGUUGGGCUUUUCUAAAGCCUCCAGCAGCGGGACCAGACUGCAUCGUGGAUAUGUAGAAGAGGCCUCGCUAGAUGACAAACCUCCUCAGACGACACACAUUGUGUUUGUGAUUCAUGGGAUCGGUCAGAAGAUGGACAAAGAUCGAAUCAUCAAGAACACGGGCAUGUUGAGGGAGGCGGCGAGGAAGAUGGAGGAGAAACACUUCGCAGAGCAAAUGCAGGAGCAUGUGGAGUUUCUGCCGGUGGAGUGGCGAUCCGAACUGGCUUUGGACGGCGAUACGGUGGAGUCCAUCACACCAGAUAAGGUGAGAGGUCUGAGAGAUCUGCUCAACAGCAGCGCCAUGGACAUCAUGUACUACACAAGCCCUCUUUAUAGAGACGAGAUCACUAAAGGUUUAACACAGGAGCUGAAUCGUCUGUACUCUCUCUUCUGCUCCCGUAACCCUGAGUUUGAGACAAGUGGUGGGAAAGUGUCCAUCAUCUCGCACUCGCUGGGCUGCGUCAUCACCUUCGACAUCAUGACAGGCUGGGAUCCAGUGAGCUUCUGCCUGCAGGAACAUCACGAGCACCUGGAAGGAGAAGAUCUGCGCUGGACGACCAACGAUGAGCGCCACCUGCUGGACGAAAUGCAGCUUACUAGACAGAGGUUACGAGAACUACAAGAUCAACUUCAGAGACUGAAGGCCUCCACGCUCACACCCUCACCUAAGUUAAAGUUUAAGGUGGAGAAUUUCUUCUGCAUGGGUUCACCUUUGGCCGUGUUUCUGGCUCUGAGAGGGAUUCGUCCUGGAAACACAGGAAAGCAGGACCACAUCAUGCCCAAGUCCAUCUGCCCUCGUCUCUUCAACAUCUUCCACCCGACGGAUCCUGUGGCUUAUCGACUGGAGCCGCUUGUUUUGAAACAUUACCGCAAUAUUGCACCUUUACAGAUACACUGGUGUAACACCAUCAUCCCCACUCCAUAUGAUGAGAUCAGACCUACAUACUUAAACGUGAGUAAGGACGGCGUGUCUGACAUAGAGAGCGUUUCCAGCCCCAGCACCUCGCCUGUGUUAGCCAGGAGACAUUACGGAGAUUCCAUUACCAGCCUGGGAAAAGCCAGCAUACUGGGUGCUGCGAGUAUAGGAAAAGGCAUUGGAGGGAUUUUGUUCUCUCGUUUCUCUCGCUCUCCCAGUCUGCCAGCAGCAGUGGAUUCUGUGAUGUGUGACACAGAAGAAAGCCAAAACGAUUUUGCAUUUUCAUCCAUAUCUCCAUCAUCCUCUCCUUUUGAUACAACAGUGGAGAUGGAGCACCGCAUUGACUUUGAACUUCGGGAGGGUUUGGUGGAGAGCCGCUAUUGGUCAGCUGUUACCUCACACACGGCCUAUUGGUGCUCUCACGAUGUCGCUUUGUUUCUUCUCACCUUUAUAUACAGACAGCAGAUGGUGAACGGCGAAGCUGUGUAGCACACGUGGCUUUUACAAACUCUCCAGAUGAAACAGACACACUUGUCACCUGUUGCACUUUAACAUCGGCUCUGGCACUUUCAAGAAGACUUACCAGAAUGAGUUUGUUUGUAUGUCUUCCCAAACAGACAGAGGUAAUGCCGGACUAUGGAAAAAGCAUGUGCAGGUUUAUACUCUAAAUCUGGAAUGACUUUAAUAAAGCUCGAGUCCAAAGAACUCUGAAACACAAUGAGACUCGUCUGUGUCCUGCACAAAAUUCGCGAAAAAGAGAUAUUUCUUUACCCAGGCCAGGGGUUUCCCAAAGUGAGGGAUGCAAGGCGAAGGUGGGGCCGCAAGAUGAUUUCAAGAUUUUUUUAUUUAUUAUUAGAAACAUGAUCAAUUAGUGUAACAAAAUAUUAAAAUAUUUUUUUCUUUUUGACAAAAAGUCAAAAAUAAAACUAAGCAAAUAGAAAGCCGACCGCCUUUCAAUUUGCUUCGCCUCGAUCAUGACCCCUGAGGUGAUUACGUCACAUUAACGACAUCAGCAACCCCAUUAGGUUAGGUGCAGCAAUUCAAUUUACAACUCCAUGUUAAACAUCCCCAUAUGUUCACGCAGAUUAUUUGUCAGACUUUAGGGUUGGCAAACGUUGGUUAAUAUCGACCAAAGACAACACAGGGAGGCCAUCGGUGAAGCGCCGCAGUCAGAAAAGCCAUCGAUCUCAGGUACAAAAAGAGACUGGCGUUUGCAUUAAAAGGACAUCUAUCAACACUCGAAUCAGUUUGAUGAAAUGUGACCUAUAGUUAAUGGUUUAUGUAUAACAACAAGUAAAGUAAUGAGCCAAUUACUCUAAAAUAAUGUUAUGUUCGACUUCUGUUGUGUUGUCAUUAUGCCUGUGUUUUUAUAGACCUAAUAAGUGCAUGUGCACAGUUGCGUGUAACUUUUGUAUACUUUAACAACCUCUGUGGAUAGUGGGGGUCUCGAGUCACUGGCACUGUUCUUUAGGGGUUCGUGGGCUGAAAAGUUUGAGAACCCCUGACCUAGACUGUAAUACAUAUAUGCCCUAUUAAAUGCUGGCAUUUAUGUAAUGUGUACAUGAAGAUAUUUUUUAGAUUAUUUCGUUUGUUUUUCUAAAUCAAAAUGUGUGUGAUCAGUAUCUAUUUAUUGCAAAAGCAUAUGCAAUAAUAUAUUCGGACACGGUACCACCUAACACUGUUUUUUCACAUAAUGAGUUGAGACAAAUGAGAAAUAAACAAGAGCCCUUUCAUUAUUUUUAAAAUGCUGGACAUUUGGUAGAAUAAAAAUAUAUUUUGUGUCAAAUAACUAAACUAAAUGGCAAUUUUAAAACAACUUCCAAAUCAAAUAAAAAUGAGUAAUACAAAAGUCUCUUUAAUAUAAACAUUGUAAGCCUUUGUCUGUGCUUUUCCUAACCUUUCCUAAUUUCUUUUUAAGAAAUAGGCCAAUCAGCAUAUCCACGUUUACCAAGUUUGCAGUAAACACAGCGUCCCCUGCUGUCCAAAACACGUAUCGCGAUUCUUUUAACAUAUUUCAUAUAAUUCUAAAAGUUUUAAUCUUUUUAUCCCUACAAAAGGUACUUAAGGCGUGCAUCAUUGCGGCAUUAUUGAGCCUUACAAUAGACCCAUCGAUAAAUAUUUAUGAAUCACUAAGCAAUUUUUUUUAUUUGAGUCCAAAUCCUACUCAUUGUUUGUUAGGAUUAGGAAGCUUUAUUGAGGAAACAAAAUCUAUGUUCUAUAUAUAUAUAUAUAAACGUAUUAUAUAUAUAUAUAUAUAUAUAUAUAUAUAUAUAUAUAUAUAUAAACGUAUUAUAUAUAUAUAAAAGUAUCAUUAAGAUUUUGGUGUGAUGUUACCUGAACAUGUUUUUGACAUUGAUGCUUUAGCACCAGUGUUGAAGCUUCCUCUUGGCUUUCUAUAAUGUACUGUAGCUGUAUGGAAGAUUUGUACGUGAUGGGUUCUCGAAACUGUUCAAAACUUGUUAAUUUGAUGCCUCUGUUCAUGUGUUCAGGAAGCGUUUGACCGUGAAGCACAAGUUUAUUGACAUGAAAAGCCGAUGUUAUAGAGUGGUCAUGUUGAUUGAAAUGUAUUGAUGCUCCUACAGAUUUGUACAGCUGCUGUACUUUUAAGAGGUUUCAGAUGUCUUAGAAGUUUGAUAACAAUUGAAAUGGUUCAGAUUUAGUCCAAUUGAACUAGACUGUUUUUCUUAUGUAUUUUCUUCAUAGUCAUCUCACUCUGUUGCAUAAUCAUGUCUUGGUUUAUUUAUUAAGUAAAGGAUAUCCAGUCUCUAUUGUGCUAUCCUAUAAAUGUCAACAAUUACAAUGGCACUAGAGCUAAAAACUUGAAAACAACAUAUAGAUGGUCAUUUAAAGAUCUAGAGUAAAGGUUACAUAAAAUUAUUUUACUGUAUUUGAAAACCUGUUUUGGAUACAAAGUUACUUGAUACUCGAACAACUUUGCUUUUUAUCGUGAUUGUUUUGUUCAGUUCAAAAUAAAGGAAAAUAUAAUGGA
This is a messenger RNA of Triplophysa dalaica, 5513 nucleotides long. It is a transcript of the gene ddhd1a, whose product is annotated as DDHD domain containing 1a. The record is from RefSeq and is a predicted model, not a curated record. Gene Ontology annotation, molecular function: metal ion binding; glycerophospholipase activity. Gene Ontology annotation, cellular component: cytoplasm. Lineage: Eukaryota; Metazoa; Chordata; Actinopteri; Cypriniformes; Nemacheilidae. Bases 515 to 3013 code for a protein of 832 amino acids. The transcript has 14 exons.